Ustilago hordei is the source of this 1812-nucleotide messenger RNA. RefSeq lists its product as uncharacterized. The coding region runs from base 1 to 1812 and encodes 603 amino acids. The record is from RefSeq and is a predicted model, not a curated record. Lineage: Eukaryota; Fungi; Basidiomycota; Ustilaginomycetes; Ustilaginales; Ustilaginaceae. The transcript has 2 exons.
AUGGUCACUGAAAUCGGCCAGAAGGAGAUCGAGAUCCAGCCCGGAUAUGUCGGCAACUUGACAGCCGAACAAGAAGAGAAGCUCCAAGAGCUUUGGAUGAAGUUCUUCGAGACUUGCGAAAACGCCGACGACAAUGAUACCGACAUGCAAGCCAAAACUAAAGGCGGCGGAGACCUUGGCGGCUGGGACGAGAAGAAGUCCGGCCCAGAUGGUGCUGGCAUUCCCAAAGACGACAAGGCCAAAGAUGAACUUAAGGCGCGUGAAGAACAGGCCGCUCUCGACGAGCUUCUUAACACCUACGGUCCCUCAGCACUGCGCAACACAUUCUGGAAAUUCGUCAAGAUGGACAAUCCCGACACCGACGUCCUGCGAUUCCUCCGUGCUCGAAAGUGGGACGUAUCGCGAGCUUUUGCCAUGAUGGCUGGAUGUAUGAAGUGGCGUCUGGACAAUAAUGUCGAGGAGCUCGCUGAGAACGGUGACUUGGGUAACGACAAGAUCGAGAAAUUCUUGGAACAGCAACGUAGCGGCAAGACCUACGCCAUGGGAACUACCGACAAUGAGAUGCCCAUCUGCUACAUUCACGUCAAGAAGCAUCUCACGUGGGGCCAGCCUGCCGCUUCCAUGUCCAAGUACGUCAUCUACGCCAUGGAGUCGUUCCGUCUGCUGAUGCAGCCUCCCAACGACAAAGUCGUCCUUCUCUUCGAUUUGACUGGCUUCGGUCUCAAAAACAUGGACUGGAACUGCAUUCUCUUCAUUGUCAAGUGUCUCGAGGCGUACUACCCAGAGUCGCUCGGCACUCUCUACAUUCACAAUGCACCCUGGAUCUUCUCCGGUAUCUGGAAGCUCCUCGGUCCUAUGCUCGACCCUGUGGUGCGAAGCAAGAUCAAGUUCACCAAGAAGCCUGAAGACCUCGAUCUCGUCCCCAAGGAGCGCCUUCUUACCAGCAUGGGAGGUGAGAACACCAGUGAGUUCGAGUUCGUCGAGCCUGUCGAGGGCGAGAACGACCAGACCAAGGAUGAAGAGGGCAAGAAGCGCACGUGGAACAACUACAUGUCUGUCGCCAAGGAGUACGAACAGAUCACACGCAAGUGGUGCGAGACAAAAGGUCAAGACAAGGAGAUCGCCAAGAAGCGUGAACUUCUCGUCAAGAAGCUGCGCGUGGCACAGUUCGAGCACGAGCCCUACUUCCGCGGAAAGGCCAUCUACCACCGUGACGGUACCAUUGACGGUCAGGGUGUCGUGACAUGGAACUACAAGCAAAAGAACGGUGAAGUGAUCCGACACGUUGUCGGUCGUCGAUCUUGCGUUGCAACGCUGAAGAAGGAGAUUGAGGAGAUUGAGGGUGGAGCUGACCCAGAAGAGAUAGAGAAGCGCAUCGGUGAGAAGGUAGAGUCGGAAGGGCUGGAUGCUGUCGGAGGUGCUGCUGCUGCUGCUGGUGCCGCUGCUGCAGCCGACGCUACUGCAGAUGAUGACGGUGAAGCAUUCCACGAUGCCCCUGUUGCAUCGAUAGCUGCGACAAAGCAGGCCGUCGGUGCUGACACAGAAAAGGUCGUCUCGCACGACGAAGCAGCAGCCAAGAAACAGUCCAACGGCCACGCCGACGCCAGCAAUGGCCACGCAAAUGGUCAUGCCAACGGCAGCCUCAAGAAAGCGACCAGCAGCCCCAACGCUAAAAAUGCAGGCAGCACCGACUACAAGACCGAAGACGCCGCUGAGCGUCGCAGCCUCACAAAGAGUGGUAGCAUCAAAUCAUUGAAGAAGAGCUCGGGCUUUGCCAAGCUCAAGUCGGUCAUCAACCCCGGCAAGGCCUAA